This is a messenger RNA of Aspergillus niger, 1737 nucleotides long. RefSeq lists its product as uncharacterized. Gene Ontology annotation, cellular component: plasma membrane. Bases 1 to 1737 code for a protein of 578 amino acids. Gene Ontology annotation, molecular function: nucleobase transmembrane transporter activity. The transcript has 6 exons. Lineage: Eukaryota; Fungi; Ascomycota; Eurotiomycetes; Eurotiales; Aspergillaceae. Gene Ontology annotation, biological process: nucleobase transport; transmembrane transport. The record is from RefSeq and is a predicted model, not a curated record.
AUGCGGCCGACGGCCAGCAUCGAUCUUCAUCAAACCGCAGAUCUUAGUGUCGUCAACAUGAGUUCCAUGUUGGAAGGGAUCCAUGAGCGCUUGCUUGUGAAAAGUGUGGACCAGAAUGGUAACAUCCGACCUGUGGGAGUUCUUGAUAAUGAUUCCAUCCGACCAACGCCAACUAGAGACCGGAAGUGGACGCGUCUAACAUACUUCUUCUUCUGGUUCUCUGCCACGGCCAAUGUGAGCAACUUGUACGCCUCAAGCACGGGCGUAUCCAUGGGAUUGACUAUGUGGGAGGCCAUUGCCUGCUCGUUUGCAGGCCAGUUCCUCGCAGGGUGCCUGAUGGCACUCAAUGGGCGUGCUGGUGCUGUGUACCGAAUCCCAUUCCCAGUCUUGUGUCGAUCGAGCUUUGGUCCCUGGGGAGCCUUCUGGCCAACUUUUAAUCGGGCGGCAAUGAGUAUAGUCUGGAACGGCGUCAAUGUUACGCAAGGAGCUCAGUGUCUAUAUGUUUUCCUCCAUGCAAUUUUCCCAUCAAUUGCUCGCAUCCCCGAUAAGAUGGGACCAAAGUCAGCCUUGUCCUCUGCCCAGAUGAUAUGCUUUCUCGUUUACUGGCUUAUCAACUGCGCAUUCCUCGUGGUUCCUGUGCCGAAGAUGAAGAAGCUAAUCUACAUCAAAGUAGUCGUCUAUUAUGGCGGUGCUUUCGCAAUGUUAGCCUGGGUAGUACGCCAGGCUGGAGGUAACCCUCCCGCCCUGCACGAACCUUCGGCCAUCCAUGGAAGGGCCAAGAGCUGGCUUAUAUGCAAGUUUCUGUUCCUCGGACUGGCCAGCUGCGGGACCUUCAUUUCCAAUGCCGCGGACCUUCAGCGAUACGCAAGAAAGCCUAACGACGUAAUCCUAGCACAGCUCAUCAGCUUUCCGCUCUCUGGGUUACUAGUGGCCGUCAUCGGUAAUAUCAUUGCUGGGUGUAGCAGAAGUAUAUUUGGGGAGCUGAUAUGGAAUCCCUUGACCUUUUUGGACAAACUGAUGGAGGGAGAAAGAUACACGCCGGGAAACCGGGCUGCUUGUGCGUUCAUUUCAUUGGCAUUUGUGUACUCGACUGUCUUUUCCGCUAUUUUCGAGAACUCGAUUCCUGCUGGAAAUGACAUUGCAGCUUUACUGCCUCGCUACAUAACCGUUAAGCGUGGCUUCUUUAUUUGUGCUAUUCUCUCCUACGCUAUCUGUCCAUGGUAUCUCCUUGCCACAGCGGCCGUAUUCAUCAACUUUCUCUCUUCCUAUCAGAUAUUUCUCUCUGCUAUCGCUGGGGUUUUGAUAUGCGACUACUACAUGAUUCGAAGAGGAUGGCUCGACAUUCCGGCUUUAUAUACAUCGCGCACCGAUGGCGUCUACUAUUUCUUCCACGGAUUCAAUUUACGCGGAUUCGGUGCCUAUCUUGUAGCAGUUGCGCCAAACUUCUAUGGUUUUUUGCACGAGAUGGGCGUCAAGGCACCUUUGGGAAUACAGCGGUUUUACUUUGUCGCGUACCCUGUCGGCCUUCUCAUUGCAUUCGGGAUGUAUUAUCUCGCAUGCCUGGCGUGGCCUCCCGCUAAGAUGGAAAAGACAAGCGGGUGGAAGGAGCCCAAGGAGUACUGGGACGAAUUCGAUCCUGAUCGAAUGGACGGGGUUGAGGCGGUGACCGUGCUACCCGUGGCCGUCAAAGAUGAGAAUGGUGCAAAGACUGCGUUAGACGCUCCAUGCAAAGUUUGA